Messenger RNA from Pyricularia pennisetigena, 1827 nucleotides. RefSeq lists its product as uncharacterized. Gene Ontology annotation, biological process: transmembrane transport. The record is from RefSeq and is a predicted model, not a curated record. Bases 1 to 1827 code for a protein of 608 amino acids. The transcript is spliced from 2 exons. Lineage: Eukaryota; Fungi; Ascomycota; Sordariomycetes; Magnaporthales; Pyriculariaceae. Gene Ontology annotation, molecular function: transmembrane transporter activity.
AUGGCCUCCAACACAGCACCAAUGACUGUCCCUCCUGCGGCACCGCCCUCGAGCAUGCCAAUCGCCGACACCACGGCGGCUCAACACGAAGCCGUCCAUAGCUUUGGCAAGGAGACCGUCAACGCCGACGACGUUGAGAGAAACGCCGGCAGCGUCAAUGCCGAGGAUGAACGCAAGAACGAGUCGGAUGACGGCUCCGAGUUCAAACAGGAAGGUGUCGCCAGGGUCGAGGCCAUCACCAAGGUUUGGACCACCAAGACGCUCUGGAUAACUUUUGGCCUUCUUUACCUCGUGUCAAUCGUCGACUCGCUGCUAGGAAACGUCGAGAGUGCACUCUCGCCAUACGUCACAUCGGCAUUCGGCCGACACGGACUGAUUUCCACAACGUCAAUCGUCUCCACCAUCCUCGGCGGCGUCAUCACUCUCUCGAUCGCCAAGAUGAUCAACAUCUGGGGUCGCAUGGAGGGUUUGGCGGGCAUGGUCUUCCUCAUCACCAUCGGCAUGAUCAUGAAGGCCACGUGCCAGAACGUCGAGACGUAUGCCGCCGCACAGGUCAUGUACUGGGUCGGUCACAUCGGGCUGCUGCUCAUCAUCAGCGUGACCGUGGCCGACAUGACGACGCUCAGGAACAGGAUGAUCAUCCUCGGCUUCAACACGACGCCGCUGAUCAUCAGCUUCUUCACCGGACCUCUGAUCGCCAACCGCUUCCUCCAGGAGGUCAACUUCCGCUGGGCUUUUGGCGCCUUUGCCAUCAUCAUGAUCGCCACCACCACCCCCGUCAUCGGCGUCUUCAUCUACAACGAACGCAAGGCAAAGGCGGUCGGGCUGGUGCGUGAAAAGUCGGGCCGCACCUUUUUCGAGUCGGUCAAGCACUACGUCGUCGAGCUGGACGUCGUCGGUCUGCUCCUCAUCACCUUUGGUGCAUCUCUGCUCCUGCUUCCCUUCUCGCUCGUCAACUACGUUCCGGGCGGCUGGGCCAACGGCGGACUCAUCUCCAUGUUCGUCCUGGGACCUGCUCUCUUGGCCGUCUUCUACAUCUGGGAGAAGAAGUACGCGCCUGUCCAGUUCUUCCCCUGGGUGUACCUGACCAACAAGACCAUCCUGGGAGCCUGCUUCUGCUACGGCCUGAUGUUUGCCAGCAUCUUCUGCUGGGACACGUACUACUACUCGUACCUGCAGGUUGCCCACUCGCUGUCGGUCGUCGACGCCAGCUACACCAUCAACUCGCUGUCGUUGUCGUCGUCCAUCCUCGGCGUCUUCAUCGGUCUGCUCAUCCGCUUCACCGGCAAGGUCAAGUGGGUCGCCAUGGCCGGCGUCCCCUUUAUGAUCCUGGGCACCGCCCUGCUGGUCCGCUUCCGGACGCCCGAGACCUCCAUCGCCGUGCUGGUGGUGCUGCAGGUGCUGGUGGGUCUGGCCUCGGGCGUGUUUGCGCUCUGCAGCCAGAUGGCAGUCAUGGCGACGGUCAAGCACAACGAGGUGGCCCCGGGGCUGGCGCUCCACGGCCUGUUUGGCGCCGUCGGUGCCGCCAUCGGCCAGGCCAUCGCCGGCGGCAUCUGGAACAACCUGCUGCCCUUCAAGCUGAUGGAGUUCCUGCCCGAGGAGGCCAAGGCCGACGCCUGGACCAUCUUUGGCGACAUUUCGGUGCAGCAGGCCGCCACGGGGGCCGUCAGAGACGCCAUCAACGCCGCGUACGGAGACAUGCAGCACAGGAUGGUGAUUGCCGGCUGCUGCUUUACGCCUUUUGUCAUUGUCGCCAUUUGGUUCUGGGAUGACCUUGACGUCAGGAAGAUUGACGCCGAGAGGGGCCAGAAGGGCAAUGUGUUUUAA